ACCGUCAAGGCAGGCGGACGUCGUUGUGGCAGCCACACUUCCGUUCCGUACUCCAACCGUAAUCGUCCGUAGUCGCCGCAUCCGUGCCCGGGAAACGUGGAAGCGUGUCGCGUGUGCCGCAGAACCAAGUGGCAGAACCAAGCGGCAGAAGAGGGCAGAAACGCCAAAAAGCCCGCUAAAAGAAUCCCAACUAUGCGUGCGGCAAACGAAUCAAAAUCAAAAUAAAAAUUUAUGAAACAGAGUGUGUGUUCCGUUCUGCAAUAGUGUGCAAUAGGAGUGCUCUCGUCCAAAAACUCACCAAAAGUGACACACUGAGUGACAAAAUUAUUGAAAUCGAAAGCCAUCAUGUUGUCCGGAUUUGAACUGCUGCUGCUGAUGCUACUCAGUCCGCCGCUGCUGGCGGAGAUCUCUCACAUACCCCUGGCCAGGAAUCGCAUCCUUUUGGACUCCGUCGAGUUGCUGCAACAAUCCUCGCAGCAGCAGCAACCGACACCGCCGCCAGUGGAUCUGCCAGCGACGCCAGUGCCACCGCAGCGCUGUCUGUCGCUGCAGCGGUACCGCAAGAUGCUGAAGGACAUCGACGAUGUGGAGGACCUCUAUGUGGACGUCCCCGUGCACAUAGCUCUGGCCGAGCGGCAGAAGAAACGAUUUGUGCUCAACCUGAACGACACGACGCCCCUGACGAUUCGCUUUUCGGCGCCCGUGGUCCGCAAGAUGUACUUCAAUCAAACAGGCAGCGCUCUGAGGCCGGCGGCGAUAUCAUCUGGCCCAGGUGUUCCCGGGGACACCCUGGUGCUGCCCUGCGCCCUGCGCGGCCAGUACGACAUCUUCGUCCAGGCCCGCCAGAGCGGCGCCCUCAAGGUGGACGCCCUGGCCCAGCAUCCGCACCACAACUGGCCCCUUCUCAAUGCCACGCACCGUAUCGCUAUUCGCACCCAGAACCGGGUGCGGAAGCGCGAGAUGAUCGUCAAGUGGGACAGGAGCAAAUUCGAUUACCAUGCCAUGCACUACUGUCUAGUGAUCCAGCGGAUAGUUCCGGAGACCCCUCGUCUAACAUUCACCCACUUCUGCCAGGCGGUGGCUGCCUUUGUGGAUCAGCGGCCAUUGAACCCCAGCUGCUCGGGAGUGAGCCCGUUGGACUUGGUUUGGGCUGCUCCGCCGCAGCGAGAGCGGCGCCUAAAUCCUCGCCAGAACCUGCAUGUGGUAUGCACGGGGAAGCGCCGCCAACAAAUGCUGCGUCGAUUGAUGCCGCGAAGUAGUUACCAAUUGGAUCUGUUUGGUGUCCACCAGAAGAGGCAGAACCUGACCAUGCGGCUGGCCACCACCCAGUUGAGAUUCAAUCGAACCCAGCCGCUGGCUCUGCGCCAACAGGCACUGGCGCUGUUGAAGAUUGGCGGCCAGCAUGGAACGCAGAUCUACAGCUUCAAGGUGCCGCAGGUGGACCCGCCUGUGGAGCACCCAGUUAUGCGGCACCUGUUGAUCCCGUGCUCUGGGAGUGAGAUCCGGGUCAGGUUGCUGAGGCAGCGCAGCGAGGUUUGGCAAUCGAUUCCCAUUUUCAGUCCCACAUACAUUCGGCAAAACGGAGUGCUGCCCGGCCAGAGGUAUCAGAUGAGGUUCGAGCCGAGCAACGACGAUGAGACGUUAAGGGCUCAGAAAGUAAUGGUGGCCCUGAGUAAUGAGGCUUUGUUCCGGACUUUGCCGGAACUUCCCAAAAACAUAACCGUUUUUAAUGUCAGGACAAGAUGCAAUCGGGCCACCAUAGCCUGGAAUGGUUCCCCAGAUGAAAGAGAAUUGAGCUACUGCAUCAUUGUCUUCAAUCUGCCCCAACGCAAUCGCAGCGUGGUGGAUGCCACUAACUAUUGCAUGGACUUCUCGCCCAAGCAGGUGGUGCAGUACAGGAACUUUGAGUGGAUGACUUGCAGGGAAAGGCAGCAGAGCCCACAAAGCAUCGACAACAUAGAAACGGAGACCAUCCUAAAUCUGAAGCCAGGAUCCAGUUACCUGGCCUAUGUCACCGCCAACUUGUCGAUGGGGAAGCCCCUGCCCUACCAGGCCCUGACACUCCACAUGGCCAGCCAGUGCUUGGACGAGUCGCACGAGUCCUUCUACUAACCUGGUCGAAGUCCAACAAAAGCUUAGCUGCAUUUUCGCAUCCAAACUAUCCGUCGUUGUAAAGCUACCUUACUACUACUACACUAUCCUACAAGUACUAUAUGCUGGUUAAAAGACUAUAAACCUAUCUCCAUUUA
Drosophila ananassae is the source of this 2249-nucleotide messenger RNA. RefSeq lists its product as uncharacterized. The record is from RefSeq and is a predicted model, not a curated record. The transcript is spliced from 8 exons. The coding region runs from base 346 to 2112 and encodes 588 amino acids. Lineage: Eukaryota; Metazoa; Arthropoda; Insecta; Diptera; Drosophilidae.